AUGGGCUUAGAUGGCAACUCUUUACUGGGUGGACUGACUCCAACCUCCAACCCGGAAACAAUCAGCGCGCCAGCCCCUGCCAAGGAGACGGAGAAUGUCUUUCUGCUCGGCCGAUUCAGCACAGUUCACAACGAAUGGAUGCCGACGAAUGGAAACGAGACAUCAUAUGCAGUUGAAAAGGCUAUCGCAUCCCGUCGGCCACCGUCUCCAUCUCCCGAAGAAGAUGACCCAACGUUAUCUGGCGAUGGUGUCGAUCUCUUACCGCCAUGGGCGGGAGCUAAGCAAGUAAGUCUUGCUCGCCUGACCUCUGAAGCCUCAAAACUUAAUUUACGACGGCCCGAUGCAAUCUUCAUGGGGCUCUAA
This is a messenger RNA of Trichoderma breve, 363 nucleotides long. RefSeq lists its product as uncharacterized. The record is from RefSeq and is a predicted model, not a curated record. Bases 1 to 363 code for a protein of 120 amino acids. NCBI's taxonomy places the organism in Eukaryota, Fungi, Ascomycota, Sordariomycetes, Hypocreales, Hypocreaceae. The transcript is spliced from 2 exons.